CGCCACUUCCGCCGCCGACCGGCGCCGCCGCGGCCAUGGGGCGCUGAGCGGCGGCAGCGGCAGCAGCAGCGGGGCCGCAGCGGCCCCGCCACCGGCCCCGGCCCCGGCCCCGGCCCCCGCUCCCCAUGGGCUGCGGGGCCGCGGGCCAUGGAGCGGUGCGCGGCCCGCCGGGCCCCGGAGGAGGAGCGGCGGGUGCGAGCCAACGCGCGGGAGUACAACGAGAAGUUCCAGUACGCGAGCAACUGCAUCAAGACCUCCAAGUACAACAUCGUCACCUUCCUGCCCGUCAACCUCUUCGAGCAGUUCCAGGAAGUGGCCAACACCUAUUUCCUCUUCCUCCUCAUCCUGCAGCUGAUCCCCCAGAUCUCCUCGCUCUCCUGGUUCACCACCAUCGUGCCUUUGGUUCUUGUCUUAACCAUCACCGCCGUCAAAGACGCCACCGACGACUAUUUCCGCCAUAAAAGCGACAACCAGGUGAACAACCGUCAGUCUCAGGUGCUGAUCGGCGGAGUGCUGCGGCAGGAGCAGUGGAUGAACGUGCGCGUCGGGGACAUCAUCAAGCUGGAGAACAACCAGUUCGUGGCGGCCGACCUGCUCCUCCUGUCCAGCAGCGAACCCCACGGCUUGUGCUACAUAGAGACAUCGGAGCUGGACGGAGAGACCAACAUGAAGGUGCGCCAGGCCAUCCCCGUCACCUCGGAGCUGGGGGACACCGGCAAGCUGGCCGGGUUUGACGGUGAAGUGAUCUGCGAACCCCCCAACAACAAGCUGGACAAGUUUGGGGGGACGCUGUACUGGAAGGAGAACAAAUACCCCCUGAGCAACCAGAACAUGCUGCUGCGGGGCUGCGUCCUGCGCAACACCGAGUGGUGCUUCGGCCUCGUCGUCUUCGCAGGGCCUGACACGAAGCUGAUGCAGAACAGCGGCCGGACCAAGUUCAAGCGGACGAGCAUCGACCGGCUGAUGAACACGCUGGUGCUCUGGAUUUUCGGGUUCCUGGUGUGCAUGGGGGUGAUCCUGGCCAUCGGCAACGCCAUUUGGGAGCACGAGGUGGGCGUCUGCUUCCAGAUCUACCUGCCCUGGGACGAGGGGGUGCACAGUGCCUUCUUCUCCGGCUUCCUCUCCUUCUGGUCCUACAUCAUCAUCCUCAACACCGUGGUGCCCAUCUCGCUCUAUGUGAGCAUGGGUUCUGUCACCCUUACCCCGAGCGUGGAGGUGAUCCGGCUCGGGCACAGCUACUUCAUCAACUGGGACAAGAAGAUGUACUGCGCCAAGCGGCGCACGCCGGCCGAGGCGCGGACCACCACCCUCAACGAGGAGCUGGGCCAGGUCGAGUACAUCUUCUCCGACAAGACCGGCACCCUCACCCAGAACAUCAUGGUCUUCAGCAAGUGCUCGGUGAACGGGCACAGCUACGGUGACGUGCAGGACGUGCUGGGUCCCAAGGCGGAGCUGGGAGAGAGACCAGAACCCGUGGACUUCUCCUUCAACCCGCUGGCCGACCCGCGGUUCCAGUUCUGGGACCCCAGCCUGCUGGAGGCCGUCAAGCUGGGGGACCCCCACGUGCACGAGUUCUUCCGCCUGCUCUCGCUCUGCCACACCGUCAUGUCCGAGGAGAGGAGCCAAGGGGAGCUGUUCUACAAGGCCCAGUCCCCGGACGAGGGCGCAUUGGUGGCGGCCGCCAGGAACUUUGGCUUCGUGUUCCGGUCCCGCACGCCCAAAACCAUCACGGUGCAGGAGCUGGGCCGGGCCGUCACCUACCAGCUGCUGGCCAUCCUGGACUUCAACAACAUCCGCAAGCGCAUGUCCGUCAUCGUGCGCAGCCCCGAGGGCAAGAUCCGGCUGUACUGCAAGGGCGCUGACACCAUCUUGCUGGAGCGGCUGCACCCGCUCAACCAGGACCUGAGCAACAUCACCACCGACCACCUCAACGAAUACGCCGGCGAGGGGCUGCGGACACUGGUGCUGGCGUACAAAGACCUGGAGGAGAGUUACUACGAGGACUGGGCUGAGCGGCUGCGCCGCGCCGGCAGCGCCCCCGAGGCGCGGGAGGAUCGCCUGGCUCGGCUCUACGACGAGGUGGAGCACGAUAUGAUGCUGCUGGGAGCCACGGCCAUCGAGGACAAGCUGCAACAGGGGGUCCCCGAAACCAUCGCCAUCCUGACGCUGGCCAACAUCAAGAUCUGGGUGCUGACGGGGGACAAGCAGGAAACAGCCGUGAACAUCGGCUACUCCUGCAAGAUGCUGACGGACGACAUGACCGAAGUGUUCGUGGUGACGGGUCACACUGUGCUGGAGGUGCGAGAGGAGCUCAGGAAGGCCCGGGAGAAAAUGAUGGACGCGUCGCACUCCACGGCCAACGGCUUCUCCUACCAGGAGAAACUCUCCUCCUCCAAGCUCACCUCGGUGCUGGAAGCCAUCGCGGGCGAAUACGCCCUGGUCAUCAACGGGCACAGCCUGGCCCACGCACUGGAGGCCGACAUGGAGGUGGAGUUCCUGGAGACGGCGUGUGCCUGUAAAGCCGUCAUCUGCUGCCGCGUGACGCCACUGCAGAAAGCCCAGGUGGUGGAGCUGGUGAAGAAGUACAAGAAAGCUGUCACCUUGGCCAUCGGCGACGGGGCCAACGACGUCAGCAUGAUCAAGACCGCCCACAUCGGGGUGGGGAUCAGCGGGCAGGAGGGCAUCCAGGCGGUGCUGGCCUCCGACUACUCCUUCUCCCAGUUCAAAUUCCUGCAGCGCCUGCUCCUGGUGCACGGGCGCUGGUCCUACCUGCGCAUGUGCAAGUUCCUCUGCUACUUCUUCUACAAGAACUUUGCCUUCACCAUGGUCCACUUCUGGUUCGGCUUCUUCUGCGGCUUCUCGGCGCAGACCGUGUACGACCAGUACUUCAUCACGCUCUACAACAUCGUCUACACCUCGCUGCCCGUGCUCGCCAUGGGCGUCUUCGACCAGGACGUGCCGGAGCAGCGGAGCAUGGAGUACCCCAAGCUCUACGAGCCCGGGCAGCUCAACCUGCUCUUCAACAAGCGCGAGUUCUUCAUCUGCAUCGCCCAGGGCAUCUACACGUCCGUCCUCAUGUUCUUCAUCCCCUACGGCGUCUUCGCCGACGCCACCCGCGACGACGGCGCCCAGCUGGCCGACUACCAGUCCUUCGCCGUCACCGUCGCCACGUCCCUCGUCAUCGUGGUCAGCGUGCAGAUCGGGCUGGACACGGGUUUCUGGACGGCCAUCAACCACUUCUUCAUCUGGGGCAGCCUGGCCGCCUACUUCGCCAUCCUCUUCGCCAUGCACAGCGACGGCCUCUUCCAGAUGUUCCCCAACCAGUUCCGCUUCGUGGGUAACGCGCAGAACACGCUGGCGCAGCCCACGGUCUGGCUGACCAUCGCCCUCACCACCGUCGUCUGCAUCAUGCCCGUCGUGGCCUUUCGCUUCCUCAAGCUGGACCUGAAGCCAGAACUGUCCGAUACGGUGCGCUACACCCAGCUGGUCCGCAAGAAGCAGAAGACGCAGCACCGGUGCAUGCGGCGCGUGGGGCGCGCGGGGUCGCGCCGCUCCGGCUACGCCUUCUCGCACCAGGAGGGAUUCGGCGAGCUCAUCAUGUCCGGGAAGAACAUGCGGCUCAGCUCCCUGGCGCUCGCCGGCUUCGCCGCCCGGCCCAGCGCCGGCUGGAUCGAGACCCUGCGCAAGAAAAAGGGCAGCGACGCCGGCAGCCCCGACAAGGCGCUCAAGGUGUGAAAUCGCAGCCCCCCCCCACCCAGACCGCGGGACGCUGGGGAUCGUUGCGGUGUAACCAAAAAUACACCAGACGGACAGACGGAUGGACGCUGCGUCCCCGCCCCACCCAUAGUAUUCACCUCCACGGAGCGCCAAACCCCCCGUCACGCGAAUGUAUCGUGCCAGAGCCACCGGCGCGGGGGUCCCGGGGGGGCGGUGACAGCGCCCUCCCCCCCCCGCGUGUCUUUUUUUAUAUAAAAAGAAGAAAAGAACAAAAAAAGCCACAAACCAGAAAAAAAAAAAGGGAAGGAAAACUGCUCCAAGUGGACAGAGCGACUCGUUUCUCGAGGGGGGGGUGGGGGCAGGGGUGUCAUUGUCCCCUUGUCACUGUCCCUGGUGUGUGUUCCAGCGCUGGGGGGGAAAGGGGAAGUGAUUCCGGCUCCUUCCUGAUUUUUGCGGGUUCACGGGUGCUGAGAUUCGGUCCCAUGCCGGGGGGGUCGCAACCGCUGCUUCCUCCUCCUCCUCCUCCUCGGAGCCUUUUUGGGGGGAACGUUGUCCCGUCACCGGGGGGUCCCGGGGCUGCUCUACUUGAUACCAAAGAGGAGCUGGAGUGGGUGUUUGGGGGGUUAUUUUGUGUUGGGGGGGACGGGGGGUGUUUUAAUUUAUGAUGAGUUUCUAUAUGGUGGGAUUGUAGCGUUUGGUGGGUCCGUAGAGAAACAAACACAACAGCAACAAAACAGAACAACCCCCCAAACUAAAAACAAAAAGCCAAAACAACAAUAACCCCCCAAAAAAACAAACAGAA
This is a messenger RNA of Columba livia (rock pigeon), 4519 nucleotides long. RefSeq names its product ATPase phospholipid transporting 8B2 (gene ATP8B2). The coding region runs from base 148 to 3735 and encodes 1195 amino acids. Gene Ontology annotation, molecular function: ATP binding; ATPase-coupled intramembrane lipid carrier activity; ATP hydrolysis activity. The record is from RefSeq and is a predicted model, not a curated record. The transcript has 28 exons. Gene Ontology annotation, biological process: phospholipid translocation; Golgi organization. Gene Ontology annotation, cellular component: trans-Golgi network; plasma membrane. NCBI's taxonomy places the organism in Eukaryota, Metazoa, Chordata, Aves, Columbiformes, Columbidae.